GAAGUUCACGGUGGACUUGAUGGAGCCGCAGCGGGCACUGGUGCUAUGGACGCUUCCGGACCGCGGCGAAGAUGAACCGCGGCAUUACGAGGUCACGUGGUGUUGCUGGGUGGGCGGCCUGAGCGCCUGUCAGAACAAGAGCUCGGGCACCGACGGCGUCGUCAUCACCCACCUUGGCGCUUGGCUUAUUUACGACGUAGCAGUCGGGACGAGGUCGGCGCUGCUCUUCAAGGCUCGCUUCAGGACCAGGCCAGACACACCCAGUGAGCCGAUGCUCCUGCACGUGGACAGAGUGGGCGGGGGCAAAGCGUUGCUGUCCUGGACGGCUCCCAAGGCGCCUCGGGGACCCCUGCAGGCCUACGACGUAUCCUGGUGCACGACCUCGUCGUGCGAGGCACUCGAGACGCCCGGAAAGACGCGACACGUGCUCCUGCACGACGUGCAGCCUUCCACGAACUACACGUUCCGCGUGCGCGCCAAGAACGUGCUCGAGGACACACCCCUGGAAGGACCGCACGCGGAGGCCACCGUAUUUACGCCUCCCAAGGGGCUCAUCUUCCAGCUGGUGGUUUCCAUGUGGACGGCGGUGUCGCUGUCCUGGACUAGCGUCGAGCAGGGCGGUAUCGUGAUGGGCGUGUUCACAGUCAAGCACUGCCUGGCUGAAGGUGUCCAGGCCGGCAGCUGCGAGAAGUUCUUUGUGCACGACAGUCGCAAGGUGAUAGCGAACGGCCAGCCCUGGACAAUGGCCAGCGUUGAAGUGACCGACCCGUCGGACGCGCUCCUCUUCUACACCGUCUACCGGUCACCGCCCGGACGUCCCAGUGCUCCACUGGAGGUGCAGGUGUCUCCGUUGAACUCGUCGGCGCUGGAGCUGCGUUGGUCCCCACCAGAGCUGGGCCGGGGUCCCGUGGACGGGUACCUGGUGAAGUGGCACACCUUCUACGGCGACGGCGAGUCGCUGCGCCUCGGCUCCAGAGACCUGCGCUCGCUGGUCAUCGCCGAUGUCGAGGAACUGAACACGUACACCGUGCAGGUUGCCGCGUACAACCUCUGGUCUGGCAGUUUCCUGGCCGGAGAGGAGGCUGUCACCUACGGGAUCUCCUACUCCUCCGGCAUGAACGUGAACGUGAGCAGCGGCCUGACGUGGGCCGUGCUGACGUGGACGUUGCGUCACGAAGUGAUCGAGGAGGUGCUGCUGACCUGCUGCGAGCCCGAGCAGCCGGACGCGUGCCCGCACGAGGUGCUGCUCAACAGCAGCGCGCGUCGACACCGGCUGCAGGGACUCGAACCGUGGCGGGCGUACGACUUGCGCUUCUUCCGCUACGAAGGCAUGGCGCUGGUGCUCAGAAAGCGCUUCAGGACCGGGAAACCCGUGGAGGCGGUCCCGUCCUUAUCACCGCCCGACGUUGCCUACACGUUCCUGGACGACGGCUCGGUGCUCGUGUCGUGGAUUCCGAGCCCCGGAUGCGCCCCUGCCGCUGCUCCCACUAGCAACGUCAGUAGCGGCAGUGACAACGGUGAAGGCUUCCUGGUGUCCUGGGCACCUGUUCUACAGCAGGACUCUUCCGGUGCAAAUAGCGUACGGGAGGAGAUCACUGCGGACACCCACCUGACGUUGCGGCGGUUGACGCCUUCCACCACUUACGUGGUGGAAGUGCAUGCCCUGACCGCCUGUGGCACUGACGAUGCUCCACGCGUUUGGGCGCUACGGAUUGACACACCACCCGCUGCGUUCCCGACGGCGGUUCCUGCAAACGCUACUCAGUGAACGCUUUCGUGUUCGCGUUCGCUGCCGCGAACCACCGCGUGGAAGACGGCAAAGCCCGUUGUUGCGAGCUGUGAAAUAAGAAUGCUUCCCGUGUUAUUCGAGAAGGCAACACCGAUUAUCGUAUACGUUCAAUGCUGUUUUUCCGAGAUUUUUCUGCAACAGGUCGAUGUUCCUACAAUCUCAUGGUGUCUCUAUCAUUCGUCUAUGCAGGUAAGAUAUUUCUUUUAGAGAUAAGUGAACUGUCCGAUACAUUAAGAAAAUAAAGCAGAUGCUAAGAAUGCUGACAGCACA
This is a messenger RNA of Rhipicephalus sanguineus (brown dog tick), 2059 nucleotides long. RefSeq names its product receptor-type tyrosine-protein phosphatase F-like. The record is from RefSeq and is a predicted model, not a curated record. The transcript has 7 exons. Bases 20 to 1768 code for a protein of 582 amino acids. Gene Ontology annotation, molecular function: protein binding. NCBI's taxonomy places the organism in Eukaryota, Metazoa, Arthropoda, Arachnida, Ixodida, Ixodidae.